AUGUCGCCUGAUCUCAAUCGACGCGGCGUCGGCCGCUCGUCGGAGCCUCGUCGCGGCGCCAUGAGGAAGCUUCCUCCGUUCCUCCUGCCGCUUCUUCUCUGCCUCAUUCUCUCAUCGUCGCAUCUCGCUCGCCUAGUCGUCGCACAGCAGUGCUCUGCGACCGUUCGCUGCGCCAACAAUCUCUGCUGCAGCAAGUGGGGCUGGUGCGGCUCCACCGUCGAUUACUGCGGCUCUGGCUGCCUAUCCGGCCCGUGCAGUGGAACCCCCUCCGCCUCCCCCCCUCCGCCUACCAGCUCCCCCCCUCCGCCCACGAGCUCUCCGCCUCCGCCAGCAACUACCGGUUCCCCUCCUGUGUCCACCAAUGGCCAGUGCGGCGCUCAAAACGGCAAUAGCAUCUGCCCUAACGGUCUCUGCUGCAGCAUCCACGGCUGGUGUGGCUCCACCCUCGACUACUGCGGCCCUGGCUGCCAGUCCCAGUGCUCGCUUUCCUCCUCCUCCCCCUCCCCUCCUCCCCCUUCUCCCUCAACGUCCCCCUCCCCGCCUCCCCCGUCCACGUCUCCCUCCCCACCUCCUCCUUCCACGUCCUCUCCCCCGCCCUCCUCGUCUGGGCUGAAGCGGAUGGCGUAUUUUGUCAACUGGGCGGGCAUGGACCCAUCCGUCAUUCCCGCUGCCAGCCUCACGCAUGUCUUCUACGCCUUUGCGCUCAUCGAUUCCUCUACUUAUCAGAUCAUCCCAUCCAAUCCUGCAGUGGACGUCACUCAGGGCCUCUAUCUGCGCUUCAACUCCGCCCUUAAGUCCGCCAACCCUGCCAUCAAGACGCUGCUCUCCAUCGGGGGCUAUUCCGCCGGCACCACCGUUUUCGUCAACGCCGCCUCCUCCGCCUCCUCGCGUUCCGCCUUCAUCCAGUCUGCGAUUCGUUUCGCCCGGUCGUACAAUUUCGACGGUCUGGAUAUCGACUGGGAGUACCCGACCGGGCAGAUCGCGCUUUUCUCUGCCCUGCUCACGGAUUUCCGGGCGGCGAUCGAGUCCGAAGCGGCAAGUUCGGGGAAGCCGAAGUUGCUUCUGACCGCAGCGGUUUCUGCCUACGAGCCGACUGUUACGCAGGCAUACGACGUUCCGACGCUUAACAAAGCACUGGACUUUGUAAAUAUAAUGACUUACGAUCUACAUGGGUCGUGGGAGGCAAAGACAGGCAUGCACACUGCUCUGGAGGAUUUGAGCAACCCGCAGCUGAGCCUCAAGGGUGCCAUGGCUGCCUGGGUGUUCUUCCACCAUUCCUUGCAUUUGCCCCCCUUCAUCUCCUUCGUCCCUUUCAUCCUGAUUUCUCCCACCACUGCGGCCGCCGCUGAGUCCUGA
Molecule: messenger RNA, 1356 nt
Organism: Closterium sp. Naga37s-1
Lineage: Eukaryota; Viridiplantae; Streptophyta; Zygnematophyceae; Desmidiales; Closteriaceae
Source: the annotation of a GenBank genome assembly